AUGGAGUGUGUGGGCACGCGCAUCCCAUACGCAAAAUGGCGCCUGAGUGCGUUCCGACAACUGCUAGCGACUUCACAUGCUCAGGCAGUCAAUCGCGGCAUCGCGACCUCGCGAAAAACCAACCAACCCAACGAAACUACGUUGGAAAAGGAAACAGACAAUUCGACUCCAGAAACUGCUCCUCCUUCACAACGGCUUCCGCAGUCCCCUCUCCUUACACAUCCUCGCUCUGGGAUUGAGAAGAAUCGCAAGAGACGCCCCACGACACAGGAGGAAGCCGACCUGCUCAAGAACCCAUGGGCCUUAAUGCUGGCUUCGCCGGCACGUAUGUGCUCUGUAACUGGUGCACGACUUCCAUCUGCCCUGCUGGGGACUUGGGGGCUUAUUAGACAACCAACGUCGGACGACCUUUAUAUGAUCCCUGUGGGUCUGCUGCAGGACUCGCUGCAAAGCAAUAAGACCAAGAACCUUAGCUCAUCGCCGGAGCCAACCAUUCCAGACCAACAAGAAACCAAAUCGAUGGCGAUACAAGGCCAGGAGAAGGGUCCCUUAAUUGCAUCACCAAUUCCAAAAUCCUCAGAUAAGCGCACUGGACGCCAGCUCGUGAUUCGCAUUGCUGAGCUCCUUCCACUUAUUCGAUCUAUUUCAGUGCCACUCUCCAGGAAGGGUGGAAAAAGACCAGCCAUUAUGCGACUGUUGCCGUUCCGGUGGAAGCAUCCCCAGGGGCCUGUGAAGGCGAAUGAUGAGAAAAGAAUUGUUUGGUCGAAGGAUACGCCGAAAUUAAUGUUGCGCAGUAUGAGAGAUGUCGUUGUCAAGAAGCUGAGUGCAGUCCUCGAGAAAUACAAGCGCGUCGACACCUCCAAUGGGGUCUGGAAGGCCCUGGAUCUACCCGAGUACUCGGAUGCUGCGCUGAAGGAGGCUCUAGGAAGCCUGGAGCCAUUUGAACGUAUGGAAUGUGGUGCAGUCCUGCUUCUUGGCUCACAGAAUUCCGCGGCUGCUGAUCAUGGGUCUCAAUCGAGUAGCUCUUUGGACUCCGUGGCUCUCACGCAAACUGGGUCGAAGGUUCCUGUGUUUGAUCUGUCAGUGCUUCUUUCAGAGUCUGACAUCAACAAACUCCGUGAAUCCCACGGUCAGUUCCAACACACUGCACUGUUCUUCAGACCAGAGGAGCAGCUCGGUAUUGACGCGAUGAUAUCCCUCUGGAAGAUUAAACGGCUUUUGAAUGGUGUUGAUCCGAUAGAGCAAUGA
Penicillium roqueforti is the source of this 1248-nucleotide messenger RNA. RefSeq lists its product as uncharacterized. Lineage: Eukaryota; Fungi; Ascomycota; Eurotiomycetes; Eurotiales; Aspergillaceae. The record is from RefSeq and is a predicted model, not a curated record. Bases 1 to 1248 code for a protein of 415 amino acids. The transcript has a single exon.